Messenger RNA from Phascolarctos cinereus (koala), 2700 nucleotides. RefSeq names its product potassium calcium-activated channel subfamily N member 4 (gene KCNN4). NCBI's taxonomy places the organism in Eukaryota, Metazoa, Chordata, Mammalia, Diprotodontia, Phascolarctidae. Gene Ontology annotation, molecular function: calmodulin binding; small conductance calcium-activated potassium channel activity. Gene Ontology annotation, cellular component: membrane. Gene Ontology annotation, biological process: potassium ion transport. The record is from RefSeq and is a predicted model, not a curated record.
UAACGUUCUAUGGUUCUGCUCUGAAGUUGACUCUGAGUGUGUGGGGGCCCAAUGUGAAAUGAGGCUGAGACUUUCUGCCUCCUCCUCUCUGCCUCCACCACCCCCUGGCACUUUCCUGGCCAGGGGAGAGAGGGAGGCGGGGAGGUCACCCUCAGCCCCACCUUGUCCCCUCCCUCUCUGGCAGCCACCAGCUAUAGUUAGGUCAGGCCCCUCCCUCCCUGCCUCCCUGCCCUGUAGGUCUCAGCCUCUGGCUGGUACAGAGUACAGAUACGGCACUGGCCCCAAUCACCGGACGGCGCUCAUUUGCAGUUGCUUUCCGACCAAGCACCCUCUGUCUGGCGCCUUCCUUGAUUCUGUGCUUUUUCUAGGCUGUCUCUCCGAAGUGUCUCUUGAUUCUCUCUUACUGUCUCUGAGCAGUCCUUGGGGUCUCUCUGAGAUGCCUCUGAGUGGUCUCUGGUCUCUCUCUGGACUCUUGCUAGGCUCUCUCUGAGUUGUUUCUGAGCACUCUCGGCGCUCUCGCUAAACUUUCUCCGGCUCUUUCUGGAGCCCUCGUGCUCCGAGUCCCCGCCCCCCCACCACCACCACCCAGUUCCCUCCCAGGCUUUUUGGCUGCGCCUCCAGCUCUCUGGGUCCCUCCCGGGCUCUAGGACUCCCCGCUGGCUUCUUACCUAGCUCCCAGCUAGCUCCCGAGCCAGCCCUGGCGACGCUCUGCGCCCUGGGUGGGGGCAGCGCAGGGCCCUGGGCGCGGGGUGCCCCCGGCCCCAAGGCCCCCAGACCCAUGGAGCUGGUACCAGGACUAGGAGCCCUGAGGCGGCGGAAGCGGCUGCUGGAGGAGGAGAAGAGCCUGGCAGGCUGGGCUCUGGCAGUGGCUGGAGCGGGAAUCGGGCUGAUGGUGCUGCACGCCGAGAUGCUGUGGUUUGGUCAAUGCCAGUGGGUUCCUUAUCUCUUCCUGGUGAAAUGUGGGAUCAGCAUCUCCACCCUUCUCCUCCUCGGGCUCAUCUUGGCCUUCCACGCUAAGGAGGUUCAGCUCUUCAUGACAGACAACGGGCUUCACGACUGGCGGGUGGCGCUGACCAGGCGCCAGGUGGCGCAGAUCGUGCUGGAACUGCUGGUGUGCGGGGCGCACCCGCCCCCGCUGGGGGCGUGGGACGCCCCUCAGUGCCUGCUCCAGUCGCGCUCCUGGCCAGUCUUUUUGAGCCAGGCCGAGGCUCUGCUUUCGCUAGCCAUGCUGCUGCGCCUCUACCUGGUGCCGCGGGCAGUGCUGCUGCGCAGCGGCGUGCUGCUCAACGCCUCUUACCGCAGCAUUGGAGCCCUCAACCGAGUGCGCUUCCGACACUGGUUCGUGGCCAAGCUGUACAUGAACACGCACCCAGGCCGGCUCCUGCUGGCCCUCACCCUCGGCCUCUGGCUCACCACUGCCUGGGUGCUCUCCGUGGCCGAGAGGCAGGCGAUCAAUGCCACUGGGCACCUGACGGACACUCUGUGGCUCAUCCCCAUCACCUUCCUGACCAUCGGCUACGGAGAUGUGGUUCCAGGCACCGUAUGGGGGAAGAUUGUCUGUCUUUGCACAGGGGUUAUGGGCGUGUGCUGUACAGCUCUCCUAGUGGCUGUAGUGGCCCGAAAGCUGGAAUUCAAUAAAGCAGAGAAACACGUCCACAAUUUCAUGAUGGAUAUUCAGUAUGCCAAAGAGAUGAGGGAUUCUGCAGCCCGAGUGCUCCAAGAGGCCUGGAUGUUCUACACACACAGUAGAAGGAAGGAGUCUGGAGCAGCCCGGAGACACCAACGGAAAUUGCUAGCUGCCAUCCACAUAUUCCGUCAGGUGCGCUUAAAACAUCGGAAGCUCCGAGAACAAGUGAACUCCAUGGUGGACAUCUCAAAGAUGCACAUGAUCCUGUGUGACUUGCAAUCUGGCCUCAGCACUUCCCACAGAGACCUGGAGAAGCGAAUGGAUAUACUAGGGGGAAAACUUGACACCCUGACCCAACUCCUCGGUGCAGCCUUAGAACCUGGGCAGCCCCCAGAGCCCAGGGAGGCCACAUAGUUGGGACUACGAAGAGGGAACCUACCUCCUUCAGUCCCCAGGGACAGGCUGGUCAUCCCCUUUCACUUCAUCAGAAGCAUUACAGAGGGACCCAGAUCUAGGGAGUCCCUCUCUCCAACAGCUGCUACAGUCCCUGGCUGGGCCAGGGGUACCCACACUCACCCAAGCAAUGGAAGGGGUGAAUUUCAAAGCUGCUACAGAGCUGGAGAGUCAAGGAACCCAGGAGCUACAGAACACAGGCCUUCUCCAAGUCACACCACAACUAAGGAGCAGAAGGAAGGAGAGACCCUGGGGAGGAGGCAGGAGCUGGGGGCCCCACAGCUCUCUUUCCCUGGAAGCCCUGAUGCCUGGGUCUGUGCAGUGGGAGGUUGCUGGAUGCCUAGAUCCCUGCCAGGGACAACAGACUGAGAGGGCUGGACACUUAGGUCCCUGUCCUCAGCAGCUGCUGGACAGCUGAAGAGUAAAGGGGUCCAGUGUGGGGAGCGGUGGGGUAGAGGCUCCCAGGAGCCACAAGCGGCCUGGGGCACCCCCUAGUGGGGACAGCGAAGGGAAGUGGGCAGACUGAGCCCCUGGGGGGAAUCGCGCCAGAGCUUCCCAGCUUUCCCCUUCCCCCCUCCCUCGGCCCCACUUUGUAAUAAAAGUUAAUAGCAAGGAACAGA